UGGGGUUCUCUUCUUCUUUCCUUGGUAUUCCACAUUGAGACUAUUAGGGGUUCUUCCUCCCAAGCUCGUGGCGAUGGCGGCCACGAUUCUUAGCGCCUUCCAGGUCGAGAUCUUGAUCCCGGUGGCGGCGCUCAUUGGCAUCCUGUUCGCGCUCUUCCAGUGGUACAUCGUGUCGAGGGUUUCGGUCGGCGCCGCUACGCGCGUCAGCUCCAACAAUGGCUACAACGACUCGCUGCUCAGCCACGAGGAGGACGGGGACGAGGGCGCCGAGGCCAAAUGUGCCGAGAUUCAGCAGGCCAUCUCGGAAGGCGCCGAAUCCUUUUUGUUCACCGAGUAUGGCUACCUUGGCGUGUUUGUGGUCAUCUUCUCGGCGUUCAUCUUCGUCUUCUUGAGCUCGGUGGAAGGAUUCAGCACCAAAAAGCUCCCUUGCAAGAGUGACCCCUCGCAGCUAUGCGCCUCCGCGGUCGCCAAUGCUGGCUUCAGCACCAUUGCCUUCAUCCUGGGCGCCCUCACCUCCACACUCUCCGGCUACCUGGGGAUGAAGAUCGCCACCUAUGCCAACGCGAGGACCACCCUCGAGGCCAGGAAAGGCGUCAACAAGGCUUUCAUCGUGGCAUUCCGGUCGGGUUCGGUGAUGGGUUUCUUACUCGCCGCUAAUGGUUUGCUCGUCCUCUUCAUUGCUAUCAUUCUCUUCAAGCUCUUCUAUGGAUCCGACUGGGAGGGCCUGUACGAGGCCAUUGCCGGGUAUGGUCUUGGAGGUUCCUCGGUGGCCCUCUUCGGUCGUGUUGGUGGCGGUAUUUAUACCAAGGCCGCUGAUGUUGGUGCGGACCUGGUAGGAAAGGUGGAGCAGAACAUUCCAGAGGACGAUCCACGAAAUCCUGCCGUGAUUGCUGACAAUGUUGGGGAUAACGUGGGUGAUAUUGCGGGAAUGGGAGCUGACCUGUUUGGAUCUUUUGCGGAGUCGUCCUGUGCGGCGCUUGUCGUUUCAUCCAUCUCUUCGUUCGGACUCGACAGGGACUUCGUUGCCAUGAGCUUUCCGCUACUUAUCAGUUCCUUUGGCAUCGUUGUCUGCCUCAUUACAACGUUGUUUGCCACUGACAUUUUCGAGGUGAAGGGUGUGAAGGACAUCGAGCCCUCUCUCAAGAAGCAGCUUAUUAUAUCGACUGUCCUGAUGACCGUCGCUAUUUUCGUCGUGUGCUACAUUGCAUUGCCGGCUAAGUUCACCAUCAACGUCGUUGGCCAUGAACCAAAGAUUGUCAAGUGGUGGCAACUAUUCUUCUGUGUUGGUUCUGGACUGUGGGCUGGUCUCAUUAUUGGUUUCGUCACGGAGUAUUUUACUAGCAAUGCAUACAGACCCGUCCAAGACGUUGCCGAUUCCUGCAAGACUGGAGCUGCCACGAACAUUAUUUUUGGCCUGGCUCUGGGUUACAAGUCCGUGAUUAUUCCCGUUAUCGCUAUUGCGCUGGCUAUCUUCCUCAGCUACACUCUCGCUGCUAUGUAUGGUAUUGCUGUUGCGGCCCUUGGAAUGCUGAGUACGAUUGCCACUGGACUCGCAAUCGAUGCCUACGGUCCGAUCAGUGACAAUGCUGGAGGCAUUGCCGAAAUGGCAGGAUUCCCUCACAGCAUUCGUGAGAGAACCGAUGCUCUGGAUGCUGCAGGAAACACCACAGCUGCCAUUGGCAAGGGAUUUGCGAUUGGUUCCGCGGCACUCGUCUCGCUUGCUCUCUUCGGUGCUUUCGUGAGCAGAGCUGGAAUCGUAGCUGUGGACGUUAUUUCUCCAAAGGAGUUUGUUGGACUGCUGUUCGGUGCCAUGCUCCCGUACUGGUUCUCGGCGAUGACAAUGAAGAGCGUUGGAAAGGCAGCACUGGCUAUGGUGGAGGAAGUCCGCUCUCAGUUCCGAAACAUCCCAGGCCUCAUGGAGGGGCGCGCCAAGCCCGACUACAAGUCGUGCGUCAAGAUCUCAACCGAUGCAUCGAUCAAGGAGAUGAUUCCCCCCGGUGCUCUCGUGAUGGUCACUCCCCUCGUCGUGGGAUGGUUCUUUGGACCCCAGACACUCUCGGGCCUUCUCGCCGGAGCUCUAGUCUCUGGAGUACAGAUCGCCAUUUCGGCCUCCAACACCGGUGGAGCAUGGGACAAUGCGAAGAAGUACAUUGAAGCUGGAGCUUCUGAGCACGCAAAGCAACUCGGCCCGAAGGGCUCCGAUGCUCAUAAGGCUGCUGUGAUUGGAGAUACCGUUGGCGAUCCCCUCAAGGAUACCUCGGGGCCAUCGCUAAACAUCUUGAUCAAGCUCAUGGCCGUGGAGUCCCUGGUGUUUGCUCCAUUCUUCGCCAGGCACGGUGGCUUCGUGUUCAAGUGGCUUGGAUUGUGAGAAGGACGAAAGGCACGAAAGCUAGCAUCAUCUUCUCUAUACUGAAAAGCCAACAUUUUGCAGGGUACUAGGAUAUCUACGAAAAAAGACCAAAAGACUACUACUAUUGUUAUGUUUAAUAACUUAUUCUUCACUUUAUUUCUUUUCUAUUUGUAGUUUUAAGAUCAAAUCAAAUUACGUAUCGGUUUUAUUGUAAA
This is a messenger RNA of Selaginella moellendorffii, 2565 nucleotides long. RefSeq names its product pyrophosphate-energized vacuolar membrane proton pump 1. Lineage: Eukaryota; Viridiplantae; Streptophyta; Lycopodiopsida; Selaginellales; Selaginellaceae. Gene Ontology annotation, molecular function: diphosphate hydrolysis-driven proton transmembrane transporter activity; inorganic diphosphate phosphatase activity. Bases 74 to 2368 code for a protein of 764 amino acids. The record is from RefSeq and is a predicted model, not a curated record. Gene Ontology annotation, biological process: proton transmembrane transport. The transcript is spliced from 8 exons. Gene Ontology annotation, cellular component: membrane.